UGGCGGGUCGAGCUGUGGCUCAAAAUAACACGCGUCCUACGUCAACUCGUCUUUAAUUUCAACCAGCGCGCAGGAUUUGCAGCGGUUCCGGUCCAAGACUACGGUUCUGAGAUGAACGGCGGAUGCUUACAUGGCGAUGUGGAUGAGAUCAACAAAAAGAUGGAGAAGUGCUUAUCCAUGGACCAAAAGGACACCAUGGAAGGCUAUCACAGGUACAUCCAACAGGGCAAAGACGUCGCCAGGCAAGGAGACCUGAGCAGAGCUCUGGAGCUCUUCAAAAUGGCCAACAAAAUCCAGCACAGUGAAAAGCUGCAGAAGAGAAUCAAGAAGAUCGAAGAGCUUUUGGCACAGAACACCUCUGAGGAGGACGACGCUGACCAGUUUGUCGACGUGAACAACAGCGGUCUGAAGCUCUACAAGGACCUCUACCAGAAGCUGUACGACUACCAGAGGGACGGCGUGGCCUUCUUGUUUGGCCUCUACAGAGAUGGGAAGAAAGGUGGAAUUCUGGCAGACGACAUGGGCCUGGGCAAGACCAUCCAGGUCAUAUCCUUCCUGUCGGGAAUGUACGACAGCGAGCUGGUGAAGCACACGCUGCUGGUCAUGCCCACGUCACUCAUCAGCAACUGGACCAAGGAGUUUGCGAAAUGGACUCCUGGCAUGAGGGUCAAAGAGUUUCACGGCUCCAGCAAAGCAGAGCGGACCAGGAAUCUAGAGAAGGUCCAGAGCAGAAGUGGUGUGGUCAUCACCACGUACACGAUGCUCAUCAACAACUGGCAGCUGCUGUCGUCCUAUCAGGGCAGAGAGUUCACGUGGGACUACGUGAUCUUGGACGAGGCCCACAAGAUUAAGACCAGCACAACCAAAACGGCCAAGAGCGCCUCCGCCGUUCCCUCCAAACACCGAGUGCUCCUCACCGGCACCCCCGUCCAGAACCACCUCCGAGAGAUGUGGGCUCUCUUUGACUUCGCUUGUCACGGAACUCUGCUGGGCACGGCCAAAACCUUCAAAAUGCAGUACGAAAACCCCAUCACUCGAGCACGGGAGAAGGACGCUACACCGGGGGAAAAGGCCCUGGGUUCCAGGAUGUCCGAGAACCUCAUGACCAUCAUCAAACCCUACUUCCUUCGCAGGACAAAGUCUGAAGUGCAGCAGAAUAAAAACGCAGAAGCGGGCCAAGGCAAGGUUCAAGGGGCAAAGGGGGCAAGGGACCAGAAAGACUCUGGGACCACCAUGCCUACACUGAUGAGGAAGAAUGACUUGAUUGUUUGGACGUACCUCAGUCGCAUCCAGGAAGACAUCUACUGGAAGUUUAUUUCCCUGGACCACAUCAAGGAGCUGCUCAUGACCUCCAGGUCACCACUAGCCGAACUGACCCUCCUGAAGAAGCUGUGCGACCACCCGAGGCUGCUCUCCGCUCGAGCCAUCGCCAGUUUAGGUCUGAAAGACAGCCCCACUAAGAGGCAGCAGAGCGAUGACGCGGCAAUGAGCAAUCACACCAUCGCCAACGUUCCUGACAAAACACUGAUAUCCGAAUCCGGGAAACUGGUUUUCCUGUUUGCUCUGCUUGAACGUCUCAAAGAGGAAGGUCACCGCACGCUGGUCUUUGCUCACUACAGGAUGGUGCUGGACAUCAUCGAGCGCAUCCUUAAGAACCGAGGGGUCAAGGCCCUCAGGCUGGACGGGUCAAUCACACAGGUGGCGGAGAGGGAGCGUCUCAUCACCCUCUUCCAGGCGGACCACACGUAUUCCGUCUUCCUUCUCACCACUCAGGUGGGCGGAGUCGGCAUCACCUUGACGGGAGCGGACCGAGUUGUCAUUUACGAUCCCAGCUGGAAUCCCAUGACGGACGCCCAGGCAGUGGACAGGGCGUACCGGAUCGGCCAGACGGCGAACGUGGUCAUCUACAGGCUGAUCACGUGCGGCACGGUGGAAGAAAAGAUCUACAGACGGCAGGUCUUCAAGGAUUCACUUAUCAGGCAGAACACGGGAGACAAAAAGAACCCCUUCCGUUACUUCAGCAAGCAGGAGUUGAAGGAGCUCUUCACCCUGGAGGACACACGAUCGUCCUCCACGCAGCAGCUGCUUCAAUCCAUGCACUCCAAACACAGACACACCGACCCUGAACUGGACCGCCACAUCGCCCGCCUCCACACCAUGGAGAUGUUUGGCAUUUCUGAUCACGACCUCAUGUUUUCCCUCAACACGGACCACGAAGACUCCCUGCACGACAAAGCAGAGCAAAAUUACAUUGAAGAUCGCGUCCAGAAGGCCCAGGAACUGGUGAAGGCGGAGUCGGACCUGCAGAUGCAGUUUGCAACCAGCGUGGAGUCCACCACGGAGCCGGCGUGGAUCCGACAGCAGGGGAGUGACCGCAAAGAACGAUCACAUGAGAACAAACCUGUAAAACCGAGGCCCAGGUCUGCCCUUUCACCACGCCCCCGCACGACUUCUAGCAAGAACGAUGAUCUUCAAGAAAGGAACAGCCCGAUUGAUCUCACGGUUAGUGACGACGAGUCGGAAGGCAAGCAGGAGAACCUUCAGGAGAAGGUUGACCGCUCGGCUGAGGACAUGUUUGGGUCUUUGUCUCUGAAGGAGGGGAUAGGCCAUGAGGAACAUGAUGAAGCAAAUGACCUUGGGGAAUCCUUCCCGAUUAAAAGGCUCUCUGCCAUGCAGUCAUCCAGUUCCAGCUUCAAGAUGGACUCUUGGUCCAGAGGCAGCGCCGGCUCGGAUCUCAUCGAAGGAAACUUCAACUUGCAGCUGGAGGAGAGCGAAAUCUCCUACCAGGGCGCCGUGGAGGACGAGGAGAGGAAGCUGCUGUCCCAUCUGCAGACGGAGGGCAUGUUUGAUGUGGACAUUUCGCUGACAGAGAGGCAACAGACAGAAGCACUCGGCCAAAGCUUGUCCAAGUCCCAAGUCUCUGAAAUAGAUGAGUCCAUCAUCAUCGUGGCGAAGAAGAAAAAAGCCGGCGUCCUGUAUGACAGUGACGAGGAGCCUGGCGACAGGCCGAAGUCGACCAGCUCUUUCCAGCUGCUAGGAUCCUCCACGCCCAAAUCUGGCCCACCUGGUUCCACCCCCGUCAGGUUGAGAAAGAGCAUCGGACGAAACACCUCUGUGGCGUCACGCCACUCUCUCCUGCACUCCAUCAUUGAAGACCUGGACAAGCCAGAUGACCAAGAUGAAGACCACCCUGAGGAGCUUUCAGAGAAGUACUCUGACGAGGUGGAGGUGGAGGUGGAAGAGGAGGAAGAGGAAGAAGACGAGGAAGAUGGUAACCCCGAAGAAUCCACCGGCGAGCUCGAGCUAGCGUCCUCCGAGAGGAUGGAGCCGUGCGCCGCCAACACGGCGCCGGGCCAAGUCACCGCGGACUCAUCUGGAGACAUGUACGAGUCGCUGGUAACUCGAGGCCACGAGUUUUUCAGCCAGGGCAAACUGAACGAGGCGCUGGACUCGUUCCUGAAGGCCAUCGACAUCAACCCCGGUGACCCUGAGAUCCAGUGCUUGACCAUCCAACUGUACCGCCAGCUGAGUUGCAAAGAAUAACAACCAGAUCCUCUCCAAGAUGGCCAACUUGACUUCCAUCAAUAGAUUCAUUAGGCGGGACAUGACUCGAUUGUUUCUUCACCAAAUGUAUCUUCAAGUUGAAUUGGAAUUGAAGAACUGAUGGGGGCCUUUGUGUUUGUGCCUGUGGGGGGAGGGGGGAUUUGUUAGGUGAAAUGCAGCACUUUAUAGUUGAGUGGAUUUUUCUCUUCUGCUGACUGAAUAUUUAUGUUUGCAUCAUCACUCAACCCCCCCCUUCCUGUCCAACAUGGGAAACAAAUAAAGUUUUGUAUCACUCAAAGGUGCGUUUGCUUUGUGUCACUGUGCGUCCUAGAGACAAAAUUAGAUUUGCCACAACCCCUGGGUGUGGGGGAGGGGGAGGGUCACAUGUUGUUUCAAUGCCUUGUGUCGAUGUGAGC
Molecule: messenger RNA, 3959 nt
Organism: Dunckerocampus dactyliophorus (ringed pipefish)
Lineage: Eukaryota; Metazoa; Chordata; Actinopteri; Syngnathiformes; Syngnathidae
Gene: ercc6l
Product: excision repair cross-complementation group 6-like
Exons: 3
Coding region: 112-3543 (1143 amino acids)
Molecular function (GO): ATP-dependent chromatin remodeler activity; ATP binding; protein binding
Source: RefSeq, a predicted model, not a curated record